CUCAUUUUUCCCUCUACAAUCCGGUACGCUUCACUGGGUGGACUGCGACCUGACCAUUCUGCCGCGCCUGUUUGGAUACAGGGUCUGUCCAAUAAGAAAACACUAUCAGCUUAAUCAAUCUUAUUCCGUGGGAUUCCUCUUGUAAUCCACUUCACGCUCUUGUAGCCAUCGCGAGCAAGCACUGGCGCAACCCAAAUAUCUUUCUCCUGAUAUCAAACAGAUAAACGCAUCAUUACCAUGGCCCCAAAGUACUCACUGUAUAGCGGUACCACGGUGGACGAACUACUGGAAAAGGCUGGCAAACCACAAGAUAAUGCUCACUAUCUGGCGGGUGAACCACCGGUUUCUUUCUUCACACAACCGCCCAAAGGAUAUGCCGCCGUCUUCUCGACUAUGCUCGGCACGAGGCCCUUUCGUUUCGUUAAGAACCCCACCUACGAACGAGAGGGCUACUACUGGUGGGCUGCAGAGAUUCAAAAGACAUGUGAUGGACUACGACGGCAUAUGCCAGACAUUUGCAGAAACAUUGAGACCCCUAGAGAUUUCUGGGAUUUAUACAGAUACUUUGACGCCAUCGACAUCUAUCAGCGAGGCGCUCAGAAUCUGUGGAACGUGCUCAUGACUCUUAUUUAUGAGAACGACUAUGCGCGAGAAGUGGUCGAAGUCGAACAGAAAUGGCAGACCGAGCAACAUUUACCCUUAUUCAAAGUUCUGGCUGCCAAAUUGCUCAGCAAACCCGACAUGCAGAGUGCGCUUUUGCAGUGGGACGAAGGAAAACAACCCGAUAUCCUCAAAGCUUUGGCUCCACGUGAAUUACAAAUCUUCUUCAAAGGCUACAACAAAUACCCCGAACACUUUCUUGAAGCAAUUCGAGGGGUUUUUAGAAAACACUACGACAGUCUUCAGAAGAAAGGAUUACCACUCGCUCUUGGUCUUGAUAGUGUGGACAACCCGAAUAUCAAUGUCAAGGAGGGUCUCAAUGCUUUACGGUGUCAUCUAGAUGGGGCCCCAGACGACCCAUUCAUGGACAAGUUUGACAUACCCAACAAGAUCGUUAAUGGAGUCGUUAUUGCCGAUGGAACGUCGCAAACCGCAGCUCGUAAAGCUGGCUAUAAUCAGCUAAACAUUCAUUCUACCAACCACCCAAAACGACAUGAAGAUGCCCAAGCUAAUGGACCCUCUCGACAACGCCCUGAAUCAGGUGUGCCGGCUGAGGACACAAACCCGAGCUGCCAGAAUGUUGAACAAAGCCAGGAUGCGGUUGACCUUGCCACAAUCAAGCGAUGCUCAAGUGCCCCCAUUGGUGUGAAACUCUCGAGUAAUUCAACUAAUUUCGCCACCAAUGACCCUCGCAUUCACACCAGUAACAGUCAUGUAGCUGACCAGAAGCACACUGGACAUGAAAAGCCGAUUUACCCUGAAGGUCAUAUCGCAGCAAAUGCAGCUCAUACUGCUGCUGCGUAUGCUCCAAACAGUCACUUACAAGAGGUUCCGCCGGCUAUGCAUAACGGUUUACCUCCUCCGCAUUAUCAGCCUGGUGUAAUAGAAGCUAGGUACUGCCAAGCUCCCUCAGUUCGACAACCGGCGUUUCCAAAUCCCCCUGUCUUUGUCCCAAAUUCUGUAGCUCCAGCCCAGUUACCAGAGUAUCGAGAUCGUGGUAUGUCCCAAGGUGCGUUCGCUAAUCAGAUUCCAACAUACGCAUUAUCGCAACAGUACAUGCAAGGUCCUCCACCCAUUAUGCAACAAGCCCAAGGCCCUGCUCCGGUUUACACCCAUGCCAAAAAGGGCGGUAACAACGUGAAUGGAAUACCUCCAUAUGCCCAGACACAACAUUACAACACGCCUCCUGUACAUACUGGUAACUUCAGAGGCUCGGUGGAGCAUAAGAAAAAUCCCGACACCAAAAGCAACGGCAAGUGGCAACAAGUCGGAUCUGACGACAUACACGGUCCGAAGGCCAUUUUCCGUAAGGACAGCAUUCGUGGUCAGGCACACCACAAUACUAGUAAUGACCAGUGGCAAAGCAGAGAGCCUCAUCAUACGGACAGGCGGACCUCGACUACCAGUGCCACUAGUGGCUUUCGACAGUUCAACAAUAGUCGCCCGCAGCAAUACAAUAACUAUGAUGGCCUUCGUCCAGCGACAUUGGUCUCUACAAUGGGAAAUACGUAUCGAUCUCCAGCGACUGCAAGUCAGCUGUUGAGGGAUUACGGGUGUGUCAACGCCGAUACACAACCCAGUGUCUAUAACAAGUUCGAUCCUUGUCCCUGUAACAAAUGCAAUGAAAGAGAUCGAACAAUAUAUGUCAUCGGAUUCAAAGACAACGUUCUCAAGAGAGCCGACGCCAAGGACCACCUGAAUAAGCACUUUAGCAAAUUUGGCCAGAUUGAAGACGUAAGAAUAGCCGAACAGAACUUUAUUGCUGUCCACAUCAGGUUUGCUAGCCCCCAAUCAACAAUAGCUGCUGUCAGAUCAGAACCUGAACCGGUGAUUGAAGGUCUGGGGGAUUCUCCAGUCACUGUGAAUUUCCGGACCGGGUCUCAGUUCUUCGUUCCAAAAAUCCCCAGGCGUAUGGAGGAGUUCGGUAACUACCGACACUUUACUCGAGAUCCCGCUCAAGCGCAGCCUACAGUCAUGCCUCAGCCGCCUAUUGUUGCAUCAAACAACUUUAAUGCUCAGGCUCGACCUUUCCAGUAUCAUCACCAAUUCCCUCAAAAGCCUGUGAGUACAUCUGGUGCUGUGGUUCCUUCAGAGCAUCAUCCCGGCGCUACUAUUGCGGCGGAAUGUGCCAUGAGCGUAUUAGAUCGAGCGGCUACACAAUCGGGCUUUGGGAAGAAAGAGGCCGAGAGAUCUUCAUUUAGUGCCGCCACAAACUUGAUGCUCCAGCCUUCACAGCGACUUCGGCCGAUUGAUGUGCCGCCUUCACACUCUGUACCAAAUCAGCAGCCCAUUGAAGACUCACAGCUUGAUGGGGCUCCUCAAGAUUCGGUCAAAGAUAUCUCUAACUGCACAGAAGAAACCAAUACGUCUAGUCAGACUAGCAUUCGAGGCACUCCUAUCAGGACGCCCCAGUCGGAUAAUGAUACGCCACUGGCAGUAAUUCCUCUAGUAACUGGUCAAGACGACCUGGCUCAAUUACCGGACAACAAAGACCCAACAACGCCAGACGAAGAAAUGAAGUUUGACUAUGGUACAGUUCGUGUACGCCCUGGAAAAGCUCAAUAUGUACCGAUUCCCUCGGAUUGGCGCCAGAACCCCACGUCUCCCCAUUGCAUACAGGAUGAGCAGCAAAAGCCAACCACAACAGAAAUUGUCGUGGCUGGGUCACAACCUGAGAUUGGGGAGAACCAAUCGCAAUUGGACAAUGGCAAGCAUACAAGUGAGGAGCUUGAAAGCAGUUCCCACGCAAAGCGCAAGGCUAGUCGCUCAGACGAUGUCGAGGAGGCAUCCGGUCAGCUUUCUCCCAAAAAGAAGUCGGCGAAAACUGCCCAGCCGGGCGAAGCUAUAUCAGAUGGUCAGAGCUCCCAGUCUGUAAUUCAUAAGGAGCCAAUUUCUGGCCGGACUACAACUGGCAAGAAGAAAAAGAAGAACAAAAGUAAGAGGCGCCAAAGCCAAAAUGCAGGGCCAGCAUGCCCUGAGAACCUUCCUACCGAUAUGCCGUAUGAGACACGAACAUUUCAACCAGCUAUUGCCACUUCCAAUUUGCCUCAAUACCCCGAGAAAAUCGCGCAAGAGUUGGAGUCUGAGAAACCAGAGGCUAUGGGUACUUUGUCGCUCGUUCAAAUGCCCCCGGUUAGCAACAACACAAUGUCUAAUGGCAAUGAACCAUUUCCUGCUUACCGAGACGUCAUGUCUGGUCCUCAGCUCCCUAUUCGCGAGCGUCAGGGUAACACCUCCAAGUGGUCACUAUCCAGUAAUGAAUCGGCAGUUGUUGAGAAGCUCCAAGGCUUGAAUCCUGUUGCUCAAGAUUUCGUACCUCAUCGCCCCAUUACUGGUGCCGAGAAUCAAGCUUUCAGCAUCAAUUUCCUAGACUCAGCAAUACCCUCAUGUAUCCAGUCAUUUCAUGGCGAAUCCACUCAAGAAGGCCAGAACGACUGUGCACCGAGACUUGUCAACAAAGAAUAUGACUGGGGCAGAUCACAAUCGGGAAGUAGGUCAUACGGCGGCAAAAACAGAUAUAAGAACAAACAGGGAUACAAACAUCGGAUGAGUGUGAACGAUCAACCGCCAAUCGGUACACCUCGGGCUGAACCAAAGCCCGAUGCAUUCACGCCAAUUGCAUCAAAAGAGACAAUAACUUCUAAAGAUGUUCAACUUCGGGCUGACCUCCAACUCAAGCCACUAAAGCAAGAGACAUCGAAAGAAGAGAGCAACGAAUCUCGUUCGGUAGUAGAGCCUCAACCAAAGGAAGUCUCAAUCACCGACACCCCAAAGGACAUUAAGGUAGAUCGACAAGACAAAGGGAAGGGGAAGGAAAAGGAAGCAAAUUCUUCGGAGGCAAAAGUUCAAGAGACAGUCACAACCAAAACUACGCCUAAAAAUAACAAGAGGAUCGAGCCGAAAAUUUCCAAACGCCCUGAGUUACGACCAGAAUCUCGUCCCAGCAAGUCAACCAAUACGACUUCAACCGUCCAUACAUCGACGCCUUCUUCUGCAACAGUGACAGCCACCACGACGAGCACUACCACUACAACUGCAAAUCCCAAACCAAAGCAAGGGAAGUCGAAGAACCGAACAGCCCCCAAGAAGGGAGUCGGUACACAUUCUCAAGCUGAAACCAAAGGUCAGCCACUGCAAGCCAGCAAACGACGAGAACUACCCUCGAAUUCAACCUCAAGGAAACCUACCCUAUCCCUCGACAACGCGGACGAUUUCCCCGCACUCCCCUCUAAGCCCGCCCCAGUACUAGCUCCAAUCCCACUAGUCGCUCUUCCUCGUCCGAAUGCGUGGCAGAAAACUGGGCGGUCGACUUCGUCGACGACUGUUACUACUACGAAAGCUAAAGAUGAGGGCAAGAGUAAGGACGAAGGUCAAAGUGAGGUGGUGGAUAUGGUGAACGACAAGGGCAAAGAGAAAGAGAAAGCGCCGUCGCCUUUUCCUAAGGGUGAGAGGAAGGGUGGUUGAAACACAUGAUCGAGCAUAAGUGGUUUCUGCUGCUAGUUUCUCUGUGGCAGGUCUUCACGGUGUGGUUUCCCGUGUCCUUUGCAGAAUCUCGAGAAGAUCGUUCAGGAUUGAGCUACGUAUACAUUUUCUCUUACACUUGUACGCGGCUCUUUUUGUUCUCGAAAGAGAGGGAAGAGCAAGAAUGAUGAAGAGAGCAAUGAACGGCGGUAGCACUGAGUACGAUAUGGGGAUCAACCCCCAAAACGGAAUGAUGCGAUGAGAGAUGCAUAAGUUGACGACGAUACCCAAAGCUUUCCCUUCUUUUCUUUCCUUUUUCUAGUCUGGCGUUAAAGGGGUAUAAUCCGGUGUAUUCGGAAAUGGCGUUCGGGGCACUGAAAAAGGUCUACGUCUUUUCCUUUCUACUCGAUGCAUUUCGCAGGAUAUAAAAUAAGGGAAUGGGGUAUGAGUUAAGUCGUGAACGAUUUUGUACGAAUGACGAUUUAUGCACUGCAUUCCAUACUGCAUGGGGCAAUGAUAAAGGCAUGGCUCACUUUGCUCUCUUGAUAAAUGGCUAGAGGCAGCAGGGGCGUUAGGAGUCCGGAGUUAGACAGCUUUUGUUUGGGAAUUGAGAAGCUCUCCAU
Molecule: messenger RNA, 5744 nt
Organism: Xylaria bambusicola
Lineage: Eukaryota; Fungi; Ascomycota; Sordariomycetes; Xylariales; Xylariaceae
Exons: 4
Coding region: 238-5124 (1628 amino acids)
Molecular function (GO): nucleic acid binding
Source: RefSeq, a predicted model, not a curated record